AUGUAUCUGUCGGAGAAGCCUCGCGCAAUUGAUUUCUACAAAGAAGAACUACCGCCGCCUUCUGCUUCGAGAGACAACAUGAUUAUAGAAGUCGUUUCCCCUAAUGGCGAUUUGCAGCCACUUCCUCAGCAGCAGCAGCACAGUAAUCAUCCUCCGCCUCCCCCGCCACCUCAGCCGCAGCAAAUGAUUCUAGGGGAGAGCAGCGGGGAAGACACACAUGAAGUGAGAGCUCCUAAGAAAAGAGCGGAGACUUGGGUACAGGACGAAACGCGGAGCUUGAUUGCUUUGCGAAGGGAAAUGGAUUUGCUGUUCAAUACAUCUAAAUCGAACAAGCACUUGUGGGAGGAGAUUUCGUUGAAGAUGAGGGAAAAGGGUUUUGAUCGAUCUCCGACCAUGUGUACUGAUAAGUGGAGGAAUUUGUUGAAGGAGUUCAAGAAGGCUAAGCAUCAGGAGAAAGGAAGCAGUGGAGGGUCUGCAAAGAUGUCUUAUUACAAAGAGAUUGACGAGAUUUUGAAGGACAGAGGGAAGAGUAGUCAGCCGUAUAAAAGCCCCACUCCUACUUCUAAAGUCGACUCAUAUAUGCAGUUUGCUGAUAAAGGUUUUGAAGAUGCAAGUUUAUCUUUUGGACCAGUUGAAGCUAGUGGCAGGCCAACGCUGAACCUCGAAAGACGAUUGGAUCACGAUGGUCAUCCCCUUGCCAUCACUGCAGCUGAUGCUGUUGCAGCAAGUGGAGUUCCUCCUUGGAAUUGGAGAGAAGCCCCCGGAAGUGGUGCUGACAGUCAGUCAUAUGGUGGGAGGGUGAUAACAGUCAAGUAUGGAGACUACUUGAGAAGGAUUGGCAUUGAUGGAACUGCCGAUGCCAUCAAGGAUGCAAUUCGGUCUGGUUUCAGAUUAAGAACUAAACGUGCAUUUUGGUUGGAGGAUGAAGAUCAAGUAAUACGCAGUCUCGACCGGGAUAUGCCGCUCGGGAACUACACUCUUCAUCUUGAUGAAGGUUUGGGUAUAAAGGUAUGCUUGUACGAUGAGACCGACCACAUACCAGUGCACACUGAGGAGAAGCUUUUCUAUACCGAAGACGACUACCGGGACUUUCUAAACCGACGUGGAUGGACAUGCUUGAGGGAGUUUGAUGGUUACAGAAACGUUGAUAGUAUGGACGAUCUCAGGCCUGGCGCCUUGUAUCGUGGCGUGAAUUGA
Messenger RNA from Linum trigynum, 1197 nucleotides. NCBI's taxonomy places the organism in Eukaryota, Viridiplantae, Streptophyta, Magnoliopsida, Malpighiales, Linaceae. The record is from the annotation of a GenBank genome assembly.